This is a messenger RNA of Thamnophis sirtalis, 1655 nucleotides long. NCBI's taxonomy places the organism in Eukaryota, Metazoa, Chordata, Lepidosauria, Squamata, Natricidae. The record is from RefSeq and is a predicted model, not a curated record.
GGCUGAAGGGAUCACUUUUUGAAGUUUAUCUUUUCUUGGAUUAAGCUGAACAUUUGUCCUUCUCUUUGCCAUGAUCCAGUGCUACGGGACGCGUCUCGGAUCAUUCCUUGCAAUCACAAUAUUGUUUCUAUUCAGAGAGGUCAAAGGAAAUUUUGAGCUAACCAAAGCUAAAUGGCUUGAGUAUAAAGAUGAAUGUUUGAAGAGACUACAAGAAUCUAAAAUUAGUACAGGAAUAUAUUGUAAUGGAAGUUUUGAUCAGUUUGCUUGCUGGCCUCAUUCACCACCAGGAAAUGUCUCAGUUGCUUGUCCAUCUUAUUUACCAUGGCUUAAAAAUGGAAGCUCAAGGAACAUAUACAGAGUCUGCUUGGACCAAGGGAUUUGGCAAAAGAUCGAAAAUACAACAGAGGUUUGGAGUGAUCGCUCGGAAUGCCUUGAGAAUCAUUUCAAAGUAAAACCAGAAGACCUUACAUUGUUUAUGGUGUUUGAAAAACUUUCUACUGUGGGAUAUUCUAUUUCUCUUGUUUCCCUUGUCUUAGCACUCUUCAUUCUGCUGUUAUUUAGGAAACUGCAUUGCACGAGAAACUACAUCCAUAUGAAUCUCUUUGCUUCGUUUAUCCUCCGAGCUGCAGGAGUUCUAAUAAAAGACAGCAUAACACGCAGUACUUACAAGUUUCUUUCUUCAGAGUCAGAAAGGCCAGCUGAUGAAAGUGGAUGGAUUUCUUCCUUGAGUCCAGAGAAACUAGCUUUAUGCAAGAUGGGCCCUCUUUUUAUGCAAUAUGUUGUUGGAGCAAAUUCUUACUGGCUUUUAGUAGAAGGAAUUUACCUCUACAGGUUAUUAGUAGCAACUGUGCUGUUUGAGAAACAUCAGCUGCUGAGAUACAUCUUCAUUGGAUGGGGUUCUCCAAUUUUGUUUGUAGCUCCUUGGGGAAUACUAAAAUACCAAUUGGAGCAUAACGUAUGCUGGUCAACAAAUGAGAACAUGAUAGUCUGGUGGAUCAUUCGAGGACCCAUAUUAUUUUCCAUUGUUGUUAAUUUCUGCAUUUUCCUGAACAUUCUGAAACUGUUACUUUCCAAACUUAAAGCUCAGCAGAUGACUUUUCGUGACUAUAAGUUCAGGUUGGCGAGGUCAACCCUUGUAUUAAUACCUUUACUUGGAAUUCAUGAGAUUAUUUUUAGUUUCAUCAUGGAUGAUCAUGUUGAAGGAUUCUCCAGGAAUGUCAAAACCUUCAUCCAGCUAACCAUUGGCUCUUUCCAUGGUUUUCUCGUAGCACUUUUAUAUUGCUUUUAUAAUGGCGAGGUAAAGGCUGAAUUACGCAAGCAGUGGUCUCGUUUCUUGCUAGCAGACCCCUUUGUCUAUAUGCCCUGCUUUCUUGGAAAGAACAUCAAGCACCUAAGGAAAUGUCCAAACAAGCAGCAUUUGGGCAAUAACGAUCCCUCCCUUGAGGUGAUGCAGCCUCCCAAGAAGCAGGCGGCCAAGGUGAGAACAUGCUGCAAUGCGGAACGAGGCCCCACAGCAAGACACAACCUCAGAGCAAGCGUUUCUGACAGCAGCGAGGAAGAAAUUGCCAAUGGGGAGACCAUUGAAGAAGCUCUGGAGGAAAACGAGGGUUAGGACUUUAAGAGAAAAGUAAAUUUGUUGGGAUCUAUCUUUUGGA